CACAUACUCGCCCUACUGAGUGCUUUCCGCUCUGGAGUUCUCCGCCUUGCUCGGAGACUGCCGAUGCGGGGACCAUCGACUUGACUAUAUAUCGAAACCCAACCAAUUUUCAAAAGAAAAAGCUACCUUAACUGUACACUCAGUAUCAUAUCUGCACGGAAGUUACUACGUCGGAAAACCACCGCACAUAGAUCGCCAUGUCUCCCAGUCUCCCCUCGCCGUCAUCACUCACUUCGCUCUCACAGGAACAACAAUUCCAGGUUCUCGAUACGCUCUUUGAGCCAUCCCCGGAACUUCAUGCGCUGAUGGCCCCUAUUCUGGCCAAUCAGACGUUCUCCUCAUAUGCUAGUUUGAUUGAUGCCGUCGGAGGCCGCAUGUCCGCUCUAUCCGCAGCGAAUUCGCCGACUGAUAAAGCCGUUCUCGUUGGAAUCUUGGGGUCGCAUCCCCGUUUGGGACGACCGAAGGUGGCGCAAUCUGAGCAUAUAAGUGAAUUGAGCAAGAAGGAACAAGCGCAGUUGAACACAGGAGCAGAGGAGUUAGCGGAACGAUUGCGACUGCUGAACGCUGAAUACGAGGAGAAAUUCCCAGGAUUAAGAUUUGUAACUUUUGUCAAUGGACGGAGCCGAGACGUUAUCAUGGUGGAGAUGCGACAAAGGAUUGACAGAGGUGAUGCCGAGAAGGAGAUAGAAGAAACCAUCCAGGCAAUGUGUGAUAUAGCUAAAGAUCGGGCACGGAAAUUGGAACAGGCGUCGCGGAUAUAGAUACAUGAAGAACAUACUAUAGGUGGAAUAAUCUGGGUAUAUCGCCGCAAUUAAGCGUUGUCAGAUUAAGAUAGCCCAUGGUCAAGGAAAUUCCCAGUACAAGGGGCUUAUUGUUCAACGCGGACAUCCAGACACGAUCGCCAGAUCGCGUGAGUGGUGGUCAAGCGUUGUGGCUAUGGCAACCGAUGUGGAGACCA
Molecule: messenger RNA, 958 nt
Organism: Aspergillus pseudotamarii
Lineage: Eukaryota; Fungi; Ascomycota; Eurotiomycetes; Eurotiales; Aspergillaceae
Product: 2-oxo-4-hydroxy-4-carboxy-5-ureidoimidazoline decarboxylase
Exons: 3
Coding region: 198-761 (187 amino acids)
Source: RefSeq, a predicted model, not a curated record